Caenorhabditis angaria is the source of this 3147-nucleotide messenger RNA. The record is from the annotation of a GenBank genome assembly. Lineage: Eukaryota; Metazoa; Nematoda; Chromadorea; Rhabditida; Rhabditidae.
AUGCUCAAAUUGGCGUUGUUCUUAACCCUUUUUGGGUUGAGGUUGGGUUUGAAUUGGGAUACUCAAGAUUUUGCGAAUCGAUGUAAGGAGUUUUUCAGGAAGAUUUUUUUGAUAAGUAUUUUUGGCAAUUACUGAAUGGGAACUUCUUAAAGGGAACGGUUCCCAUUCUUAUGGGAACUAAAAAUGGGAACAUAUUUGCAUUAUAUUUUCUGUCUUAAUGGGAACCAAAAAUUGUACUGUUAUUAGGCUUAAUGGGAACACGAAUAUGUCAUGCUUUAUGGGAACCAAUUAAUAAUUGAAUAGAUGGGAACUUUUUUCGAAAAAUUCUUUUUGAUUUUUUUCCAAUAUUCAUUAGAGGUACGAUUUUUUAAUGAAUUCUGAAAGUUGGAAUCAAUUCAGAUAAUUUUAAUUCACACACUUUUCAAAUAUUUCAAAACAUUUUUUCUACAAAAUUUCAAAACACAUUUUUCAAAUGUAUGUGCCAAAAAUCUCGACCAGAAAAUUACAAUAUCCAAAUUUGAAAUGAACAACUCAAUGCGAAGCUUUAGUUCUGUUUAAAAUCGGACCACUUCUCAGAAGUUCGAAAUAUAUCGAAAAUUUUGAACAGAUUGUCGACACCCGUCAAAAAUUUUCGCACCUUGGUGCUAAAAAAAACCGCGUCAAACGAGAAAGAGUGCACGAAUUUUGAAGAGACCGAGAUGCAUGUUUUGGGAAGUCUCGUACCCGUCAGAAAUAAUCCAGGGAAAACAUGUGGAUUUAUCUAUUUGAAAAAUUAUUUUCAGGUAAAUCUGUGAACGAAAUUUUCAGAAAACUCGAAGUUAACUCUAAACGAAAUAAUAAAGUUCUGAAAAUCUUUUUUAUAAUCAAAAUUGAUUUGUAAUCAAAUCUUAUCAUUAUUAUUGAUAUAAAAAAUCUUCCAAAGAUCAGAAUUCCUCUAGACGUAAAAUUUUUUACAGUCCGCUUUAGAAAACAACUGUUAUAUAUGACACACUUUGGGACUUAUGUCUUUUUCAGAAAAAAUAUUAUGAAAAAAACGAAUUUUUACAAAAAAGUGUGAAUUAAAAUUAUCUGAAUUAAUAAGACCUGAAUUGAUUCCAACUUCCAUAAUUCAUAUUAAAAAAUCGUGCCUCUAAUUAAUAGUGGAAAAAAAAAUCAAAAAGAAUUUUUCGAAAAAAGUUCCCAUCUAUUCAAUUAUUAUUUGGUUCCCAUAAAGCAUGACAUAUUAGUGUUCCCAUUAAGCCGUAAAUAAAACAGUACAAUUUUUGGUUCCCAUUAAGACAGAAAAUAUAAUGCAAAUAUGUUCCCAUAAAAAAGGGAACGGUUCCCAUUUUUUGUUCCCAUAAAAAUGGGAACUGUUCCCUUUAAGAAGUUCCCAUGCAGUAAUUGCCGUAUUUUUUGCAGUGAAUGAGAAAACCAAACUGUUUCAUGACUUGGGACUUCCAAAUGUUGGAGAUCGUUUUAAUCCAAUUUUUCCGGAGAAACAGGUAACUUUUUUAAAGGGACAUGGGCUAAAAUAUAAUAUAAUAUGCUUUUACACGAAUCUGAAAAUAUUUCCUGUUCUAGAAAUAUCAGAUGCCAGAUUAUGAUACACUUUUCAUUUGAAAAUUAGAAAAAAAAUUUUCCUGAAAUUAUUUAUACUUUUCAAAAAAUUUAAGACAACUAGAAUCUGAAAUUUUUUCUGAAUCAAUAAUAUUUCCAGCAAUUGAAGACGCAAACCAAAUCCGAACAACUUGACAAUGUUCCAUGUCCUCCUGGUUUUUCUGGUAUCAACUGCAGUAUUGGUAUGUUUCCUCUAUUUGCAAACAAUUUUUUUUAUCAGUAAAAAAAUUCUCAAUUCUUAUCUUUUCAGCAACAUGUUACAAUAGAAGUUAUCCAAUUUUGGCACACGAUGGAACUGCUGAAUUUGGUGAUUUGGUGGAGAGUGAUUACAGGUGAAUUCUGAUUUUAAGGGAAAAACGAGUCCAAAACAAUAUUUUUUCAGUGCAACAUGUUCUGACACUUUCACAUUCUACAUUGACAAUGCAAUUCCAAAAUUCUACGUUGUUUUGAAUACUUUUGAUGCGACAAAUCCGAAAGGAACAAUUUAUGAUUCUUAUGGAACUGAAGUUCAAUCAUGUGGAGAUUUUUCAUUUUCCAAGACUCAAACUAUUCAUCUUAUUUGUGAUCCACCAAAGGGAGUGUAUACUGUAAAGCUUUCAGCUGAUGCUAACAAGUGAGUUAGGGUUCAACAUGGUUCUUCAGGCUACACUCAUUAAAGUUUUAAAAAAAAUCAAUAAAUUAAAAAAGAGUUCCAAAAAUUCUUCCCGCGCAAGAAAGUAAUUCAAUUUUCUUGGAGUGACUGCGAGAGGGACAGACAAAAACACGAGAGAGUGUGUCGACUGGAGAGAGUGCAGACAUGCAGGGCCAGUUUUCUUUGAAUUAUCGCAUUAGAUUUGUUCUGCACGUUUAUUUUUCAAAACCUAUUUUUUAUCUUGAAUUCAAUUCUUUACUGAAAAAAAUUAUUUUUCAGACCCUGCAUUUUUGAAAUUCGCGCUCCAACAAAUCUCACAAUCGAUGGUGGAUUCAUCAGUGAUCAAAGAGACGAUGAUGUUCAACAGAUUAUUUUGGAAACUGCGAAUCAGGGAAUUUUCAGAUAUCCAACAGAGGUAAGAUCUGAAAAACCUCAUUUCAAAAAAAAAACAAAUUAUUUUCAGUUUGUCAAAAGUUGGUUCGCCUUCAAAGUGGAGCACGAAGAAUUCCCAGCUCAUCCAGAAGAAGUGCACAUCUAUAUGAACGGUUUAUACGAUCAAACCUUCGGAUUGAAUUUGAGAUAUGGUUGUGAUGCUCCACACAUCACAUCAACACCCUAUAAUUGCUCAUCUUCAAAUGUUUAUCAUGUGAAAGUUCGAGGUUAUGACAGUGAUGGAAAUCGAUUCCAAAGAAUUUAUGAUUUUUAUUGUGAACCUCCGGAGAAUGUUUCACCAACACAGAAUCCAGUUUCAACAACUCCACCAUCUUUUUGUCAGAAUGGAGGGAUUUUGUAUGAUAGUGUGAGUGGAAAUGUGGGGGGGGGGGGAAGAUUUUUCUUAAAAUAUUAAAUUCAAAAGGAUUCCUUUUAAGCCCAAAAUUCUGAAAGGGCAAUCUUUUCACUCAACGAUCGAAAACUAA